Molecule: messenger RNA, 2201 nt
Organism: Impatiens glandulifera
Lineage: Eukaryota; Viridiplantae; Streptophyta; Magnoliopsida; Ericales; Balsaminaceae
Exons: 5
Coding region: 523-1974 (483 amino acids)
Biological process (GO): regulation of asymmetric cell division
Source: RefSeq, a predicted model, not a curated record
GGCAUAUGCAUCUUUCUUGACAAUCUGACCACCGGAAUUGUAUUUAUCGGUGGCCGGCCCGUCGACAAGAUAAAAGAAUAGAUGGCUGACUUUUUCGUGGUCGGAUUGUAGUGGCGCAGCGCAGACGGUGGAUCCUGAGGUGGAGCCGGAGAGUGCGGAGAAGAAAGAAGGAAUUGGAAUUGGAAUGGAAUUGGAAUGGAAUGGAGAUUUGGGUUUUAUGGGCAUUUAAUAUGAUGAUGUGGAAGGUUCUUUCUCGGGGGCGUUAAUAUCUUCCAACCCCCCUCUCCAUUACCAUAUGCGCGCAGUAGUAGUAUUUAUUACAUGGACAGAGUUAGUUGACCUUCUUUAAGUGAUUAGGGUUCUUUUAUUAUACAACAACAACAACUCUCUCCUGCCGGCCGGCUCAAUUUCCAUUUCUUUUUCCCUAAUCCAUUCGAUCAUGUCGAUUCCCCCUUAUGCUGCGCCAUUCACUUUGGAACGGUCCAAGAGUUAUCUUUUAGUUGGUUAACUGCAACUCAGUUGAUGUUUGCCUCACAGCUUUUAAGAAUUCUCCAAACAGUUCCGUCUCAAGUAAAUAAUGAAACCCGUGCUUCGGACUUGGACCCGAUGGGGCAAAUCAUGAAGGAUAACGGGAAUAGAUUCCAAAGCAAUACAAAUAUCUAUGAGAAUGAUAGUGAUAGCGAUAAGGCCAUUCCUAUAAGAGAGCAAAAGGAGGAAGAGGAUGUAGGACCUAUAAGAGAGAAGGAGUGUGCUAUAGCACCUUUAGGGUCUAAGUUAAUAAAGCAAGAAGCUUUUUUAAACACUCCAGAACUUGAACAUAGUGUGAUUGAAGAAGUUUUCAUCAGUGAUGGAAAGUACUCAAGGGGACAAAAUGAAGCAAGAGAAAUGGAUCCGUCCCGAAGUGAUGAAAACGAAUCAAGUACGAAAGUUCAAUUGAGGGAUUCUGUUGUCCCUGAUGGAAAUAAUCCUUUCAUUGGAACUGGAUUAUUUGAGAAUAAAACUGAUCUAUAUGUUGAAAAAGACAUUCCUGGAUGUGAGCUACCAGAAUUGGUAGUUUGCUACAAAGAUAGUACCUCUUAUGGUGUAAAAGACAUCUGUGUACGUAUUGAGGAUUCUUCUAAGGACCAAAACUCGAUUGAAACAGGUGAUGAGAAUACAGUCCUCCAGAGUCUCACCCCUCUAGGCGAUGAUAACAAGAAUCUAACCCCUUUGAAUUCUUCAUUAUCAAAUAAUCAAGCCGUUGAUACUGAUGAGAGUGGCACCAAAGAAAAGAUGGACGACAUUUGUACACCAGAAAGUGAUUUUGGCACAAGUACUGCUGAAGUCCGUUGUUCUUCAAAUCCAUUUGUUGAAGAUGUCGCUGACAUGUCAGGGGAGAUGAUUUCGCAAGAAGGCACAUAUUUCUUGGAAGAAUUUGGUAAACAGAAAUCUCUCAACCCGUUCCUUGAUUCUGUUGACUCCAAUGGUGAUGAUGUUGAAUUGCAGUCUGAUCAGGUUCGCUACUCUGAAGCAACAAGUGAAAGUGGAAGGACUAGCCCUGUCAAUAAACUGUCUUACAACAGCAAAGUUGAGAAAUCAACUAUCAUUUUCGAUUUCAAUUCUAAAGCAGGAGGAGGAGGAGGAGGAAGUGGAUCUCGAAGCCCUGACAAUCAUCUAAAGGCUCAGAGGACUGGCGUAGACGGUUCUCACCAAGUUCCAACUGACUUGAACCAUGUACGAGGUGGUGAUCGUGGGGAGUCAAGUUUUGGGAUGAAUGGUUCAGUUUCAGGUCUAAUAACAUACACUGGGUCAAUAGCGAAUUCCUGUAACACCUCUCUUCGAUCUGAUAGCAGUGCCACAAGCACUAGAUCAUUCGCCUUCCCAAUAUUAAAUGCUGAAUGGAACAGCAGCCCAAUUAGAAUGGCAAAGGGUGACAAAAGACUUCUCAGAAAACACAAGGGCUGGAGACAGGGACUUCUUUGCUGUAGAUUCUGAUCACUUCAAUCAUACUACUACCUUUUUUCGGCUUCUUAGAGAGGUUACUAUUAUUUGUUUUCAUCUGACGGUUGUGGGCAAGACCAUGUCCUGUAGAUAUAGUUAUAGAGAUCCAUUGUUUUUCUUUUCAAGUAUAAGCGUUUUGGAGGUGUGAUGUGUGCAACGGUUAAAGAGAUGGUUAUUUUUUCAUUUAUUUUAUCUCUGGAAAUUUGAUAUUUGUUGUUGAU